AUGACGUAGAGGAGGGCCCGAAUAUCGUUCAUCAUGCGGCAUAAGUAUAUAAACGACCGCGGCGAAUGGAAAGUCAUCAGUUACUUGCACUCAUCGCAUCAUAAAACAUUCGUCCGAAAAUGGCUUUCAAAAUCGUGGUGCUGUUUGCAGUUCUCGCCGUCGCCAGUGCCGGUGUAGUCCCAUUGCAAGAACUACACACUUCCUAUCAUCAACCCGCACAAAUCGCUACUUACCAUCAGGCUCAGCCAACCCUCCUGAAGACUAUUGCUCAACCAACCCUCGUCAAAACCAUUGCUCAACCAACUCUGGUGAAACACGUCGAACUGGAGGACGAUCAUGACGCUCAGUACGAAUUCUCUUACGGUAUUCAUGAUGAACACACCGGAGAUAUCAAGAGCCAGCAGGAAAGUCGCCAUGGAGAUCAGGUCCAUGGACAGUACAGCUUGAUCGACUCGGAUGGACACAAACGCACCGUUGAGUACACCGCUGACGAUCACAAUGGAUUCAAUGCCGUGGUUCACCGUGAACCAACGGACAUCAAAAUCCCGCAGCCAGUGACUAAAGUGAUUGCUCAACCAACCUACAUUUCGGCCGCCCCGGCUCACUACCACGAGCAUGCUCCCGCCACUGUGAUCAAAACUGCUGGACUUUCACACUACUGAAAAGCCAAACAGCCGCCAAUCGUUCUAGGAUAAGUUAUGAGUAAAUAAAUCGUGAUCCCAUCAUGAGUAGGAUAAAAGUACAAAAUAAAUGUUAUUAUGAACAAAUCAAA
This is a messenger RNA of Toxorhynchites rutilus septentrionalis, 772 nucleotides long. RefSeq names its product larval cuticle protein A2B-like. Gene Ontology annotation, cellular component: extracellular matrix. The record is from RefSeq and is a predicted model, not a curated record. The coding region runs from base 120 to 662 and encodes 180 amino acids. The transcript is spliced from 2 exons. NCBI's taxonomy places the organism in Eukaryota, Metazoa, Arthropoda, Insecta, Diptera, Culicidae.